Molecule: messenger RNA, 7588 nt
Organism: Crotalus tigris (Tiger rattlesnake)
Lineage: Eukaryota; Metazoa; Chordata; Lepidosauria; Squamata; Viperidae
Gene: PFKFB4
Product: 6-phosphofructo-2-kinase/fructose-2,6-biphosphatase 4
Exons: 15
Coding region: 1855-3246 (463 amino acids)
Biological process (GO): fructose 2,6-bisphosphate metabolic process; fructose metabolic process
Cellular component (GO): cytosol
Molecular function (GO): ATP binding; fructose-2,6-bisphosphate 2-phosphatase activity; 6-phosphofructo-2-kinase activity
Source: RefSeq, a predicted model, not a curated record
GUCUGAAAAUUGAGAGACACUGAAUUCUAGUCCCAUCCUAGGCACAAAGAAACCAGGCUGAUUUGUGGCCAGUCACACACUCUCAGCUCUAGAAAAAAGGCAAGAAUAAACCUGAAAAUCUUGCCAAGAAAACUGAAAUGUUAUUGCCAGGCAUCUAGAUUCAUUUGUGUGUAUGUGCGCACAUACACACGUGCACAAACAGACUAUAUGCAAAUGGAAACAUAUGUCCUCCAUCAGUCAUCAACAGGUUACAGAAAUCUGAUCUAAAUGGCUUUUUUUGUCAUGAACACUAAAACAUGAUCUGCUAGCAGUCUUAAGAGUUGGAUUGUCUCAUUCUGAUUUAUCGUUACAUUUUGGGUUACAUUUUGAUUAUCUUCUCAACAUAUAAAAAUCAUGUUUACAAUGAAAAUCUUAUUCAGUUUAAAAUAAUUCAUUAAGUAUUACUAUAAGAAACCCUUAAAGAUAUAUAUCAUUCUUGGAAAAGUGUUGAUUUUAACAACAUGCAUUUCCCCCGUUAGCUCAAAAGGAUUUUUUAAGCACUUAAAAACGGAUGGCUCUAUUCCACAUUUCAUCUAGUUGGACCACCACCAAAGAACAACCUGUUCUUGUACUACUUUGCUAAUGAUUAGGUAAAAACCCAUUUUUCUAGUUUGUCUUGAUUGCUACUUUGUAAACUAUUGCAGUGAGACCUCUCUGAUUCAGUGGGCAAAGAUGGGCUCCCUACAGUAGUGGAAAUCUUAUGGUUUCUUAUAAUAGUAAAGAGUUUUAUAUACCCACACCUCUGGUUCCCCACUCCUGCAGGGAUGUGUCCCCUUUAAGAACGGUGGUCCUGACAAGUGUGUUGUUGUUUUCGUUAUAGCUAGAUGUUUUCUUUUAGAAGCAUGAAAAAAUCUCCUUAUACCAGAUCAGAUUAUUGGUCCAUUACCUCAGUAUUGUUCACACUGAUUGGAGACUGCAGAAUUCAGAUAAGGUUUUUCCACCCCCAGUUUGUUCAAGCAUCACUUUGCGAUCGAGGUCUUCCUGCAUGCAAGGCAGGUUCUUUAUCAUCGAACUACAUGCAUUUCCAGUUUGGAACAUUCUGAUCUAAUCUUUGCAGAUAUAUAAUAAACCGACACAAGUCUCUGCCGGGCCAAAGCGGGCUGUGUGCGUGCGCACAUGCGCAUCCCUCUCACAAGGAUUGAAAUUGACCUCCACAUGCUUAUUCCGCUAUUGGGUUGUAACUUCUAAGCUUCUUCAUGUAGAAAAAAAAGCCCCAUUCGAUUGCUUUGACUGAAAGGAAUGCGGAAACCCUGGAAAUGGCCCUUUUAAAGUAUUGAACAACACCGACACGCCGGAGACAGACGGAAACAUAUUUUGUGUGUAGCAAGGUGAGGGAGGCGGGAUUCACGUAUGAAUAUGCCGGUGGCUGACCACCGAGGAAGGCACAAGAGGAAUUAACCCAGAACGUCGGCGACUCCCUCUUCCUCUUAGCGACAUCCGAGUCGUUUUGGGACGGAAAAAGCCAGCGAGGAUGGCAGCACUUCUCUCCGCCUGUUUCUCCGCCCCCUUGGCCGCUUCUCGCCAACCCGCUUGCACCAGCGGCUGGAGUGGGCACGCCCCCCUUCUCCGCGGCGAGGAGCGGGAGACCCUCUUGUGGGGCUUUGCGCCCUCGGCAGGAGGCUCCUGCAGCCACCGCGGAUGAGCCUUCCCCUUUAGAGGUCAGCGUAGCCACCGGGCUUUCCUUCGCCCGCAGGCUUCUAUGGGCUUGGGCUAGUCGCCUUUCACCCUGUCCUCCUUCCUCUUCACGCCCGGUUGGCAACCGAGGCUGCGGCGUAGCGCCCAGGGGCGGCUGGCAACGGCUCAGCCGCGGCACGGAUGUCGGUCUCCAGGUGCUGCAGAGGCGGAGGAGACCGCGGUAAACCUGAGCGCCUUUUGCGGGGCCGGGCUUGGAAAGUAUGCAUGACAAACUGUCCUACUCUGAUUGUAAUGGUUGGCCUUCCAGCAAGAGGAAAAACUUACAUAUCAAAAAAAUUGACACGCUACUUAAAUUGGAUUGGAGUGCCUACAAAAGAGUUUAAUGUUGGACAGUACCGUCGAGAUUUGGUAAAAACAUACAAAUCCUUUGAAUUCUUCUUGCCAGACAAUAAAGAAGCCCAGAAAAUCCGAAAACAGUGUGCCUUAGCAGCACUAAAUGAUGUUCGGCGAUAUCUUUUUGAAGAAAAUGGGCAUGUGGCAGUUUUUGAUGCUACAAAUACUACAAGGGAACGUAGAGACACCAUAUAUAAGUUUGGUGAAGAAAAUGGAUUUAAGACUUUUUUUGUGGAGUCAGUAUGUGUUGAUCCUGAGGUUAUUGCUGCAAAUAUUGUGCAAGUGAAAUUAGGCAGUCCUGAUUAUGUUGACUGUACUAGUGAUGAAGCUACAGAGGACUUUAUGAAAAGAAUUGAGUGUUACAAGAAUUCAUAUGAGACGUUGGAUGAAAAUCUAGACAAGGAUCUUUCUUAUAUUAAAAUCAUGGAUGUUGGAAGGAGUUAUCUUGUAAAUCAUGUAAUGGAUCAUAUCCAGAGUCGGAUUGUUUACUACCUCAUGAAUAUCCACGUAACUCCUCGUUCCAUCUACCUCUGUCGACAUGGUGAAAGUGAACUAAAUCUAAAGGGAAGAAUAGGAGGAGACACGGGCUUGUCCCAUAGAGGAAAAGAGUUUGCUAAGAGCUUGGGCCAGUUCAUUAAUGAUCAAAACAUCAAAGAUCUGAAAGUCUGGACAAGUCAGAUGAAGAGGACCAUCCAGACUGCUGAGGCUCUGAGAGUGCCUUACGAGCAGUGGAAAGUUUUAAAUGAGAUUGAUGCGGGAGUCUGUGAAGAAAUGACAUAUGAAGAAAUUCAGGAAAAUUAUCCAUUAGAAUUUGCUUUGAGAGACCAGGACAAAUACAGAUACAGAUAUCCCAAGGGCGAGUCCUAUGAAGAUCUUGUUCAAAGGUUAGAGCCAGUAAUUAUGGAGCUGGAAAGGCAGGAAAAUGUGCUUGUAAUCUGUCACCAAGCUGUUAUGCGUUGUUUGCUUGCUUACUUUUUGGAUAAGCCUGCAGAACAAUUGCCUUAUCUCAAGUGCCCUCUGCAUACUGUCUUAAAGCUAACUCCAGUGGCUUACGGUUGCAAAGUGGAAUCUUUAUUUCUAAACGUUGAGGCUGUAAAUACACACAGGGAUAAACCACAGAAUGUAGACAUUGUCAGACCUCCUGAGGAUGCCCUUAUAACUGUCCCUGCUCACCAGUGAAUCCUGUUUCCUGAUCAGCUAUGAAAGAUGUGAAUGUGUGCGUGAGCCGCUCUCGAGAAGAAGCCUUGAGGACUGUACCUAAUAAUUUGUAGCUCUCUGGACUCCCAGCACUGUCCGGUGUCAACAUUAAGGACACUUCUCAGGGACACGACGAUGAUGAGAGCCUUAGAAGGAGACAGCCAGAAAGGCAGAAAAAUGCCUGCUCUCUUCUUUUAAAAUGGAUUUCAAGACAAACUGAGCAUUAAAGGCAAAAAUGUACCAAGUAUUUAUGGAACCCAGGAUGAAAUUAGUUUUUAAUUUAAUAUAUUUUGUUUUCAGCCUGUCAUUUUUGAUCAUGAAUGUUAUAUGUACAGGUGUUGUUUUGAGAUUCUUCUAGAAUUAGAAUAUUUUCUUAAGCUGGUCUUUCUGUUAAAAACAGUCCUCCUCUGAUUAUUUUAUUCAAACCUUAUGCCCAUGAAAUUUGAUGUGCACAAAAAGUAUUUUAAACCUUUUCAUCUACUAGACAAGAUAUUUAUCAUCUCCAUCAAACUUCAAUUUGUUUUCAUUUCAUAAUUACAGUGCUUUGGUUGAUAACACAAAAAACUAAAUGUUUAUAAUAUAUUCAAUAUUAUAAAGUGCACUAUUAAAAUUUCCAGUUUUGGGGUGGGGCAAUAAUGUUGUAGCAGUUGGUAUUUAUAACACCAACUUUCUAAAUAAUUUUAUUAAAGGUUCUGUUUCCAUUUUAGCAUUAAAAUAUUUUCUCUUUUAUGCUCCUACAUUAUAAAGUGCUGCAGAGCCUCCUAGAUAAUUUAUUCAAGUGAUUUUUUUUAUCAAAAAUAACAGCAGAUUUCUUCCUACUUCAUAUACAAAGUAGAACCAUUUUCUAAAGCCUUUUUUUAAAAAAAAUAAUCUCUAAUUCUAUUUAAAAAUACUGAUGGAUAGUCAAUUAGUCAAAGUUGGCCUGCAUAUUAUUCAUAAUUUCCAUAAGCACUAUUUUAUAUGGAAGUCCCCAACCCCUGGGCCAUGACCCAUUUGAAACUGGGCCGCACAAAUGGUGGGCAAGCAUGCACAACUCCAUUUGUGUGAGCUGUGUGCAUGUUUGUGAACCAUCCCCUUGCCCCCAGCCGAUGCCAGUCCCUAAAGCCAGAAAGGUUUGGGACUGCUGAUUUUAUAUAUUAUUCUUUGAGGAAAUUCCUGUAAAGCCUGUGAAAAUUAAAAUAAUCUUACAUAGACAAGAAUAACAAUAUGGAACGUGGUGGUUAAAAGUCCAAAAAUCUUAUUGCUGCAAUGUGCAGCACCAGUCUUGAGAAACACAUAUGACUUUAAGAAGUUCUAGUGAGCCAAUAAUAUUGAUGAACCUCUUCCGUUUUCCCUUUAAACCAAAGAUAAAGUAUUAGCUUGUUUUGAAUGUUUCAAAAGUAGGCAGAGUUAAAUUGAAAGAUAUUUUUUUAUUGGAGGAGCUAGCAGAUGUCAUGCACUGAAUACCAUCAACAAGUUCAGGUAAUGGUGGAAGGAUUUACUCCCAAAGUAAAUAACAAUGACAGUUUUUCAAAUUGUCUUUUAAGAUUUUGCAAGUAUAUUAAAUCAUUCAACUUAAUCCAUUCUUGCCUGAAACCUUCUGAGACAUCCGUGUCCUUUUCUGAGACAUUUCAAAAUGCUGAAGAUUUGGAAAUGGCACAUGAUUUCUGCCUUUUUAAUUUUUUAUAUGCUUUUAAAACAUUAAUUGGGAGUAUGGACACUGAGAUGCUUGCAAGAGCUUUGUUGCUAAGCCCUGGUUUAGUAUUCUGGCGUUCUUUUAUAAAAGAGAACCAGCACAUCCUUCAACCCUGUCGCCACCAUCAUCAUCAUCAUCUUUGGGGAUUAGCAUCUACUGCUCCUCCUCCUGUAUGGAUUGGGAGGAAAGCAUAAGAGACAUGGGACCACUGCUCCUGUAGUUGGAUUCUCAAAGAUGCACAGAAAAAUGCAGGUUAAUUUGCAGAAUUUUAACGUCCUGCUUUCAAAUGGAAUUUGUACAGAAGCAAUUCCUCUUUGAGUUUGCAUGUUAAGUCAUGUAUAUAUUUGUAUUAAGUCAUUAUAUAAUGUCAUUAUUUGUGUGAUAGAAAUCAGGCAGAAGAUUAGAUACCUGAAACAAAAAUUAGUUUUGUCCUCACUAAUUGGAAGUGUAUUUUAAAAUCCCCUGUCUAUAUAGAUAUCUUAUCGAGCCAUACUACCUUAGUGGUGAAAGCUCUGUGCAAUGUACUGUGUUAGCUUUGCAGAUAAGGCUCAGUUUGUUUCUUUAUUUUUAUGUCGCUGGUGCUAUAAUGUAUGCUGUGGCCAGGCUGUGAACUCCUUGUUUUGCAAUGCAUUCAGUGCUGAAGAAAUAAGCCAGAAAGUCAAACUUACGUCAGAAAGAUAAACAAUAGUAUUAAAAUAGAAAUUAUUUAACUAACAUAUAAAAAGCACUUGAGCUGUAUUGUAUCAUAAAAUAAUUUUUGCAUUGUAAAGUAUUUAUUCAGGUAGAUAAUCAUUUACAAUGUUUACCUGACUGGAAGGAAUUCUCCCCCUACCCCAAUAUCUCUGAAUUCAGUCACUUAGUGCUAUUGAAAAUAACAUAGAAGAUGAGAGAGGCUGCUUUUCUGUAAUGCCUAAACUCUCUCUCUUCUAUCCCCAUCCAAAUAUAUUUCCCAAAAGUUUUCUUGUUUUUAUUUUCCCGGGAAGCCACCCCAAAACUCCAUUCCAUCCAUUUUGCCCCUUUUCCCCAUUUCCAUUAGAAGGAAGGAGGGAGGGAGGAGAUUCUGUGUAUGCAUACGUACAUAUUUGUCUGUGUAAGACUGAUUUAUAUGUGAAAGAAUGAUGUGCACACAGGGAAUCAGUUAAUAAUAACGUUUGUCCCAAUCCUGUCUUUAUUAAGACUCUGUUUUUAGAAGAUAUAUAAGCACACCUGCAUAGAUGCCUAACAUAUACAAGUGAUGUCAUACAUAAACAUUGGAGAGGUGUGGACAUCUCCAGGAUGUCAUUUGGAGUGGCAAUCAUAAGCUUGACAUAGUAUGUAAUGUGUUUUUUCUCCCAUUUUGGGGGGAUGGGUUGCCUUCUCUUUGGAUAAAUACGGGCAGUCCUUGGCUUACAUUCAGCAACAAUUUGAACCCAUGACAGUGUUCAGCAAAUGGUUCUUACAACAUGUCCUCUGAAAUCCAGCAAUUGCUCUGCUCCCUCUGUCACAAGAUCACAAUUUCUGACAUUCUCUGCCAGCUUCCCACAAAGUUAGUAAGAAGCCGGCAGGAAGUCAGAAGUCAGUGUCAUGCGAGGUCCUUGUUUAACAGCAACCUGGGCUGUCAGAACUGCCAUCACUAAGUAGUCCCAAUUGCUAUCGUAAAUUGAAGAUUACCUGUACGGUACUAGAAGGGACCAGAAAAAAACCCAUUGCUAUACUUUAAUAGGUCUCUCUUAUGCAGCAGUUGUGUUUUAUCAUGAUACUUUUUGAGCUUCUCUGGAUGUGGGCCACUGCCGGGGGGGGGGGGUAAUUUAAUUCUCUAAAAGCUGAGAGUUAACCAGAAGAAAAAUGUGUAGAUGUAUAGAUCUGUUUUGAAUUUUGUAGAAAAUAUAAUUUACUCAUUUCUAAAUGAAGCCAGUAGACUAGCCUUCAUUGAAAAUGUGUCAUUACUUCAUAGAUUCCCUUUCCUGAAGAGAAAUAUUUGUUUGCAUAUCUUCAUAUUUUUUUAAUGUGUACAACUUGGUGGCUAAAUAUUUAAUGUAUAAUAGAUAUUUUUAUAGGCCAUAUCUAAAUAUACUUUGUUAAUUGUGAUCUAUUUAGAGAAAAGGCCAUAUAACCAGAAAAAAAAUCAUUAUUUGCAAUACAAUUAUAAAUUUAUGUUGAUACUUGAAAAGACUAAGAAGUUGUUGAUUCUGAUUUAACAAGUUGUGAUCUUAAAUACAAAAACUUCUUGAAAUUAGUUGCACUAUCUUCCAAGUAAAUAAGUCCAAAAAUCAUAAUCAUAAAUCAUAAAAACUCUCUACUAUCAGCUUCAAAUAAAUAAACUUGUAAUGGCCUUCAGAAUACCUGUUGAAUAUUUUGUUUCACAGGACUUACUACCUUUUUAAGUGUAAAAAGUGAAUUAUGGAAAUGUGAAUUUUAAUCAAGAAGCCGUUAUUAGCACUCGCUUAAUGUGUGAAAAUAGCCUAUAGGAAUAAUGUGGAAAUGAGAAUGUUAUAAGUAUUUUUUUUCUCAAUUUAUAUGGUGGAUUCAUAUGAUUUCGAAUUAAAUUUUAAUUCAGACAUGAUUGUUCAUUUAUUUAAUGCAGAUUUUUCAGCUAUAGUUGGGCAAUUUAUUACUUGUCGUAAGAGGUUUCCUGAUAUUUCUCCAAAACAAUAAAAUCUUAGUUCUAAA